AUGAAAAAGAGAGUCACUAUAGCAACAGUAUAUAAACAUACCACGAAUCUUUAUCAUUCGUGUAAUAUUUCCAACAAAUUCACCAUUAUCGUAAUUAAAUCGAGACUGACAAGGAAGGGAGAUUUUGUUCAUUCUGAGCUCUUGUCUGAAUCUAUCACCUUCCAGCUCAUUCAUCAACCACCCCACUCUGCUUGGGGCACUGGGUAUAUGGCUUCUUGUACCCAAAUAAAUUUACUAACUAAUAGCCUGGUACAUGUCAAUCUCAGGAAUGUUAUUAGCAACAUUUUAUUCAAAAUAUUCGCCAAGAACUCUAUGUUCAAUCAAGCUUUGGGUGAUUCUGUCUUUGAUAGACUUAAGUAUAGCGGCUUCUUUCGACCCUAUCAGACAUGGGAUAUUCAAGAGGAUUUUAUGACCCAUUUUCAAUGGUUUUUUUUGGCCCAAAUUGCUAAAAGUUCGCACACACUCUCUCUCUGUAUUCUCAAUGUCUCUUUGGUCUGCGAUGUAGUCCGGCCUAUCUUAUUCACCAAAAACAUCAAAAACAAUAAAGAUAAAGCGCUCCAAUUAGGUGUUCGAGUAAAGGAGAAUCAAAAGGAGACAAGUGCUGGUGGUAUUAUAAUUACACGCUGA
Phycomyces blakesleeanus NRRL 1555(-) is the source of this 627-nucleotide messenger RNA. RefSeq lists its product as hypothetical. NCBI's taxonomy places the organism in Eukaryota, Fungi, Mucoromycota, Mucoromycetes, Mucorales, Phycomycetaceae. The record is from RefSeq and is a predicted model, not a curated record. The transcript is spliced from 4 exons. Bases 1 to 627 code for a protein of 208 amino acids.